This is a messenger RNA of Ipomoea nil (Japanese morning glory), 1126 nucleotides long. Its product is annotated as elongator complex protein 6. Gene Ontology annotation, biological process: tRNA wobble uridine modification. The transcript has 5 exons. The coding region runs from base 122 to 901 and encodes 259 amino acids. NCBI's taxonomy places the organism in Eukaryota, Viridiplantae, Streptophyta, Magnoliopsida, Solanales, Convolvulaceae. The record is from RefSeq and is a predicted model, not a curated record. Gene Ontology annotation, cellular component: elongator holoenzyme complex.
AAAAAAAAAAAGCCUUUGGAGAAAAACUGGAAUACUGGAUUAAUGGAUGAUUGAUUCAACUGAAAACCCUAGCUAAACCUCCAUAACCAAACCACAACCAGUAGCUCAAACCUAGUCCACCAUGAACACUUCGUCUCCAAACCUGCUAGAGGAAGCCCUCGCCGCCGGCGACACUGUUUCCGGUCCUAAAAGGCGCGGUCGAGUGGUGGUGAUUGAGGACUGCGUGGAGACCAGCGGCGGAUUCCUGCUCCACCAUUUCAUCAAGCGCUCUCUCUCUUCCCAAUCCUCCGACGUCGUCGUCUUCCUUGCUUUCGCGCAGCCUUUUUCUCACUACGAUCGCAUCCUCCGCAAAAUGGGUUGCAACUUAGCUGUGCAUAGAGACAAUCAAAGAUUCUUGUUUCUGGACAUGCUCAUGAUGGAAUUUCCAGAUGGAGGGGAAACUAUAGAAAAUGGACUGCUUGCUUUGUAUGGAAAACUUCAAAAAACAGUGGAGGCUUCUUUUGUGUCGGAGGGCUUGAGAAACAUAACAGUGAUGAUUGAUGAUGUAUCCCAGAUUGAAGUGGCUGCCAAUGGGUCAUCGAGCCACGUUUUAGAUUUUCUGCAUUAUUGCUACACUUUGACAACGGAAUUUGGUUGUUCACUUGUGACCCUUAAUCACGAGGACAUCUAUUUGAGCAUGGAUAAGCCAGGAAUGAUUUUGCAAAUGGAAUACCUUGCAGAUGUGGUGAUAAAGACGGAACCUUUGAGCACUGGGUUAGCAACUGAUGUGCAUGGACAGUUGACUGUUAUCAAUAGGGGAGUUGGUUACGGCUCAGGAAGCUCUGGGACCAAGGCCCGUAAUUUCCAUUACCAAAUCAAGGAAAGUAACGUGGAGUACUUCUAUCCAGGGAGUCGGAAUUGAAGAGAUGCAAAUUUUGGCAAUUGAGUUUGAGAAAGUAAUGUGUUGUUUUGUACACUGCAGACUGCAGUGAAAACAUCUUUUUCUUAUUGGAGAUGUUCAAUGUCAAAACAGUAUUUCUCCAUUACAAUUAUUAGUGCGCUAACUAGGACCGAUAGGAGUGAUUGAGUGGUAUCAUAUUACAAUAUAAAGAAUGUUAUGAAUUUGAUUAUUGUUAAUACUUUUUCA